UUGCUACGAAUUUGUGGCCAAUGCAAGUACGCAGGUGUCUAUUGUCAUUUAUGUAUGGAAAAGACUGAUGUUGUUGCAUUUCAGCUUCUCCCUAAUGAAUCCGAAACUGUUUUUGAAACAACCUCGGUGACUAUUUCGUAUCUAUUAUGCAUUUUUGGUGGGUUUAUAUCAGUAGUCAUCAUGUGCGGAAACUCACUUGUAAUCAUUUCAGUCCUUUACUUCAAACAGCUUCACACGCCAACCAACUACCUGGUGCUCUCUCUGGCCGUAGCUGACCUGCUGGUGGGGCUUUUUAUUUUGCCUUUCAGCAUCCUGCUCUACGUGCGCUCAAACUGGCCUCUUCAAGGUGAGCUCUGCCGCGUACGGGGCGGCCUAGAUAUGUCACUGUGCAAUUCUUCAAUUUUGAGCUUGUGCUUUAUUUCUGUCGACAGAUACUAUGCCGUGUGUCAACCUCUGAAAUACAGGAAUAAAAUUAACAUUCGCGUGGUUUGGGUCAUGAUUCUAGUGACCUGGACCGUUGCAACUUUGAUCGGAGUUAUUAUCUCUUUGGCACCGGAUAAGAAUGCGGAGAAAAAGUGUGUUUUAAUUCAAACUAAAGCAUCGGGUUCGCUCAUUAUGGGGGCUGUUGUUGUAUUUUUCAUCCCUGCCCUCGUGAUGUCCGCAAUCUAUUUGAAGAUACUGACGGUGGCCAAGAAACAGGCGACGAGUAUUGUGAAAAUGUCAAAGCCGGGUGAAACAGCCAGCAAGAUGGAGAGAAAGGCGACUAAAACGCUGGCUGUUGUAAUGAGUGUUUUUUUGAUUAGUUGGAUGCCUUUCUUUCUCUGCAUCAGCUAUCAACCUUUGAGCAGCAACAAAAUACCGCUCCAUCUGAUUCAGUCGUUUAAAUGGCUCGGAUGGUCCAAUUCCAUGUUAAAUCCCUGUGUCUAUGCUUUCUUCUACAGAUGGUUUAGAUCAGCCUUCCGGCUCAUCAUAACAGGAAAAAUAUUUCGCCAUGAUUACACUAACACUAACCUUUUGAAAUUUUAA
Molecule: messenger RNA, 1026 nt
Organism: Cynoglossus semilaevis (tongue sole)
Lineage: Eukaryota; Metazoa; Chordata; Actinopteri; Pleuronectiformes; Cynoglossidae
Product: trace amine-associated receptor 4-like
Exons: 1
Coding region: 55-1026 (323 amino acids)
Biological process (GO): G protein-coupled receptor signaling pathway
Cellular component (GO): membrane
Molecular function (GO): trace-amine receptor activity
Source: RefSeq, a predicted model, not a curated record